Messenger RNA from Ostreobium quekettii, 726 nucleotides. The record is from the annotation of a GenBank genome assembly. Lineage: Eukaryota; Viridiplantae; Chlorophyta; Ulvophyceae; Bryopsidales; Ostreobiaceae.
AUGGGCUCCCAUGCGCGAUUUGACGCGCAAUUGGCGCUGACGGCGGUGCUGGCGCUGGCAGCCUGCGCCGCGGCGCAGCGCAGCACCGUGGGGGGGCAGCCGUGCGUGUUCCCGUUCACGUUCGAGGGCCAGGAGUACAACGACUGCGUAGAGUCGGAAGGAAUCGAGUGGUGUUCGACGGCGAGUGGUGAAUUCGACAUGUGUGACCCCAGCAGUGCGCCCAGUGCCUCCGUGGCCACCCCAGUUGCUGCAACCCCGACGCCUCCUGUAUCAUUCGCGAAUGGCGGAUCCGACUGCUGCGGCCUGUUGGCGGGCAUUGGCUUCAGCAGCAGUCUGCCGGUCGUCAUCAUCGAUUCCGGUGGGCAACAGAUCCCGGACGAGCCGAAGAUCCAAUCCUACGCCUGCACGUGCAAUGCCCCAGGAGGAGACGUCGCCGGCAGCGUGGGCAUUGAGAUUCGAGGCUCCACCUCUGCACGGGACUUCUUAAAGAAGUCGUUCGCUGUCGAGUUUCGGGAUGAGCAAGGAAACGACAUGGACGUGACAUUCAUGGGUGGGUGCCAGCAUCUGGCAACAAACGCCGGUCGCUCAAUCUGCGACCACGGGCAGACAGCUUCGUGCUGCAGACAGUGGCCGCAAUGGAUACGAACGUUCAUUUCCGAUUUGCGUAUGAGCAAUGCUUCUUUUGCAGUGGAUGUGAUUUUAACUCACGUUUGCAAGCUACUUUGA